Gryllus bimaculatus (two-spotted cricket) is the source of this 1151-nucleotide messenger RNA. NCBI's taxonomy places the organism in Eukaryota, Metazoa, Arthropoda, Insecta, Orthoptera, Gryllidae. The record is from the annotation of a GenBank genome assembly.
AUGACAGUUCGCCACUGUUGCACAACUGGCGACAUUCCUCCAUCUUACUCCAAAACAGUGUCUGAAGAACGGUCGAUCCGAAUCGCUGUGACGCCAGGACGUGAACCACGUGGCCUUGGACGAGAUCUGUACGCUCGGCCUCCACCUGUGAAGUCGUCGCGGACGAAGCCAGCACGAAAAACACAAAAAAUUGCUGAAGAAUGUUCUCAAAAUCUAACGGAGUCAACAGAUGAAAUGCUUGAGGACUUUCGUCGCAUGAGAGUAACAGAGAUGGGAAUUCGGUUUCCAUCUGAAGAGUUUCAGAAAUUUUAUGAUUGUUUCUCCACAAAAUUAAAUAUUGAUGAUCUCGUAAAUGAAUUGUUUAUAUUAAUUACUCUAUCUCUCAUGAUGAAAGCUAUUCUGUGUAUGAGUGUUCUCUUCAUCUACCUUGCAGCAUCCACCAAUGCUCAGCUAAAAUUGAAUGAGGUGACACAGCAGAUCGCAACGGAAUGUGCUCAAAAUCUUACAAAACCUGCAAGUGAGUUUCUAGAGAACUUCCUUGCGGGUAACCAAAUUGCAUUUACGGUUGAAAUUCAAAGAGAAGAGUACCAAGAAUUUUAUGGCUGUUUCCUGGGUAGAUCGAACGUGACAAAUGCUGACGGAUCGCUAAACAAGGCUAACCUUGGAAACGCACUUUACUCUGCUUCUGGGGAUUCAGAAGCUUCAGCAACAGCUUCUGCCGCAGCGGACGCUCUCUAUGAUACUCUGAACGCAAAUCCUUUAACGGGUGCUAUAGGUGCCAGUUCUCUUGCGACGAGUGCAGCUUUUAAAAUUCUUGGGCAAGAAUUGAACACCGAACUUAGUUUGCUUGAUAUCCACUAAUGAAAAACCAGUAAAGAAUUUCUCUUUAAUUUCUAACAAGAGCGAUGUUGUUCAUUGCUGUUGUGAGAAACUAAGGAAAAAUGAAUCAGGCAAGAAAGAAGAAAUUACAUAAAAAGUAGUCACAAGCACGAAAAGUAGAGACAUUAUCUCCAACUGUCUUCUCAAAUGUUCAAGUAUAUUCAUCUAUAAACACACCUCUAUGCACUUAAGACAGUUCCUCUCUGUUAAUUAAUUGAAAUAUUUACAGUUUUGUCGAUACGAAAUAAACAUAGUAUUAGAUUACAGAAACA